Penaeus indicus is the source of this 9769-nucleotide messenger RNA. Its product is annotated as zinc finger protein castor homolog 1-like. The coding region runs from base 1586 to 7213 and encodes 1875 amino acids. The transcript has 18 exons. Gene Ontology annotation, cellular component: nucleus. Gene Ontology annotation, biological process: positive regulation of transcription by RNA polymerase II; regulation of neuron differentiation. Gene Ontology annotation, molecular function: RNA polymerase II transcription regulatory region sequence-specific DNA binding; DNA-binding transcription factor activity, RNA polymerase II-specific. NCBI's taxonomy places the organism in Eukaryota, Metazoa, Arthropoda, Malacostraca, Decapoda, Penaeidae. The record is from RefSeq and is a predicted model, not a curated record.
CGCCGCCCGCCCAGCACCCGUGUGAGCUGCCCGUCCCGCCCGCCCGCUCUCCGCUCUCUCGCGGCGCUCCCUCGCUCUCGCUCCCGCGGCGUCGCUCCUCUCGCGGCCUCGUCGGCCUGCAGGUGCCCUCCGAGCAGCGGCGGCCCGGCCCUCGCGCGACAGUGUCCUUCACCAGAGUGCCUCUCCCGCCGUCGUCGGCAGCGGCCAGUCCUCGCCGCCGUCGUCGCCGCCGUCGUCGUGCAGCGUCGCUCCCUUGCAGCCCGAGACCCGGUCCUCGACGCCCCGACGACGCCCACCAGCCCGCCUUGAGAUCACCGCCCACAUUCCGCCCACAGCCGAGGAUACCACACCUCAAGUGCCUGCAACAGAUUAAUUCCAACUUCGGUCAAACAUACGUUUCCCUCCCGUGCCCCCCACCCCCCUUCCGGGCUAAGCCUCCCCCCCCCUUCAGGAUCAAGCGACGUCGGACGCUGCCUCCCGAAGGUGCCAACCGCCGUCAGGUAGUCCACCCCCCCUCCUCCCCCCCAGGCCCACCCGCGGCAGGACCACCAGCGCCUUCCUUCGCCCCCCCCCCACCCCCCUCGAGCCCUGGUGUUGACCCCACGACAUGAUAUGAUUUGUGUUUUGUGUGAUUUCGUGUGAAAAGCGUGGGAAAAUCCCUGACAAGUUGUUCCUCACAGUUUGUGCUACGUUGUCCCUCUCGCGGCGCGCGUGUGUCUCCCCGCUCGUGGGGCGAAGCGGCCUCAAUACCAGGUGAAUUUGGGGUGAAUUGGGCUCCGAACCGGACACAAAGAGAGACUCCACUGCGGGGCUUGUCUGGCCAUUUAUCAAAAAAGGUGGAUUUCCCUUCACACGCACGCAUACAGCUCCCAGGCCGCCUAACCUGAAGAUCCGACGCCCAUCCAUUUAUUUUGAUCCGAGGAAACGAGAAAUCUGACAGUUGCUCCAGUUUUUUUUUAAAAGAGCCAGUUAGUCGCCUUCCUCCCCUCCCCCCUUUCUGAAAGUUCCUGGAGAGAGAGGAAAAAAAUAAUAAAGUGUUUAUUCAGUGACCUUAAAAAAAGUGCACGGCAGUUUCCACCGAUUUCUCCCUAAAGUGAAUUUUUUUAUAGUGCGAUUCUAUCCCUAUCAUUCGCGGGCUGGAGAUAAAUAUAUAAAUAGAAAGAGAAAUAUAAGUAUUGAAGAAAAGAGAAAAGAAAGGAAGAGAGAGAAGAGAGGAGAGAAGAAUAAAUAAAUAAAUAAAUUUGGUAAAUAAAUAAUACCCGAACGCAGUGAUAUUCAUAAAAAAAGUAAAAUUCUCAGUCAUAUCGGAAGUGAUAUUCUAAAAUAUAUAUAUAUUUAUAUAAAUAAAUCACAGUGGGAUUCUUAUAUUGUUCUCUCUCUUGUGGAAAGAAAAAAAAUAAGAGAUAUCAAACGGUAGUGAAACAAAAGAAUAAACGAAGGGGGGAAUAGAAGUACAAAAAAGAGAACAGAAAAGAAGAUAACACAGAAAUAAUUGCAACAGAAUGCAAAUAAGCACAGGCCACGUGUGAAUUUUGGAAGUGUGUCCUCUUCGACCAUUUCAUCGUCUCUGAAUUUAUAGGAUGCCAUGGAGAUUGUGAGCGUUCCUGCCAGCGUGGGCGAGGUGUUAGGAGGGCCUCAGCCGCCGCCCACGCCCACAUUUUCAGACGAUCACCCAUUACACGCCCACAACGACCACGCAGAUCGUGUUCGAACCGACGAGGAGGAAGACGAAGACGAGGUCGACUCCAGGAUGGACACCGACCAGGACGCGGCGUGCGACGAGGGCGCGGCCGAGGGCGACGAGGGCGCCGACGACUCUCUGGCGCCGCACCUGGAGGACGAGUCCAACCCCGAGGCGGAGGCGGCGCCCCUGGACGACGACGCCGCCGACCACAUGGACUGCGACGACUCGGAGGGCGCCCCGAUGUUCAUCGACGACGACUCGUCCUCGCGCGCCUUCCCCGAGGGCGCCGGCGACCUGUCGGCGGCGGGCGGCUCCCCGUCGGCCCCGUCGGCCGCGCUGCCCGAGGCGUCGCGCCGCAACAAGCGCAAGAACUUCAAGCCGCGGAACAUCGUGUACACGUACACCGACAGCGACGACACGGAGGGCGCCAGCGACUCCGAGGGGCGCGGCCGCCUCGCCUCGCGCGACGCCGACAACGAGGGCUCGUCGGCGUCCGAGCUGCCCCUCGACCUGUCGGAGACGCCGACGCUGCGCCGCACGCUGCUGCCGCGCCGCCUGGACGAGGCCGUCGACCUGACGGGCGGCGGCGUGUCCGUCAGCGGCGCCGGCGGGAACCCGCUGCACCCGCGCCUCAACGCCCUGCUGGCGCGGCCCACGUCGCCGGGCCCCCACGAGGAGGGCGGCCCGGCCGAGCCCUCCGCCGACAUGAAGGAGUACGCCGAGCUCACCAUGAGGCGCCUCCUCGGCCUCUACGGCUUCCACGACUUCGCCGAGAACCUCCCGCCGCCGCCCGCCGCCUUCUUCUCAGGAAAGCUUCUGGAGUCCCUGAAGAACAACGGCGUCGGGGGAUCGGGCGAAGGCGGUGCAGAACCCCCCACGCCCCCCCACACCCCCCAGAGGGACGGCGCCCACUCGGCUCCCUCCGACGGGGGGGCGGGACGGCUCCAGCCCCCCCCGCAGGUCCUCGAUCCCCUCCAGCAGCAGGCGCUACAGGCAAGGAUGCUCGGCGGAGGCAACUUCUCCACGCUGCUCACCCUGGCCGCUCUUCAGGACGGGAAGGGCGUCCCAGGGCAUGGCGUCCCCCUCCCCCCCACGAUGGACACCCACAAGUCCUUGCCCACCACGCCCACCACGCCCACAUCUACAGCCGUGACGCCCGGCCUCGCGGGGCUCUCGCUGGGCUCGGGGGGGUCCGCCCCCUCGUCCCUCGUGGCAGGCGGCAUGGGCGUCCGCGACCCCCUCAAGCCUCAGCUCGACUACUCCCGCUACGUGAAGCCCUACAGCUCGGCCUUGGAGUGCGGCACCCUCUCCUGCAGGGAACAUAACCUCAGAGAACACUUCCACUGCCUGGAGUGCGACUCGAAGGUGUUCAGCAAGAAGGAGGAGAUGAUCAGGCACUUCAAGUGGCACAAGAAACGCGACGAGAGCCUCCAGCAUGGCUUCAUGAGGUACUCGCCCUCCGACGACUGCUCUGACCGCUUCUCCAACUGCUCACACAACCGCAAGCAGACGCAUUACCACUGCCUCAAGGAGGGAUGCGACAAAGUGUACAUCAGCACAUCGGACGUUCAGAUGCACGCGAACUACCACCGGAAGGAUUCGGCCAUCAUGCAGGAGGGCUUCCAGAGAUUCCGGGCUUCAGAGGACUGCAACCAGCCCGGGUGUUCCUUCAGCGGCCAGAGGACAACCCACUUCCACUGCAUGAGGACCGGAUGCAACUACACGUUCAAGAAUAAGGCGGAUAUGGAGAAGCACAAGACUUACCACAUCAAGGACGAACAGCUGACCAAGGACGGCUUCAAGAAGUUCAUGAAACAGGAGGAGUGUCCUUACGACGGUUGCAAAUUCUCCCGCGUCGUCAACCACAUCCACUGCAUUCGGCCGGAGUGCAACUAUGUACUCCACUCCUCCGGCCAGAUCUUCGCCCACAAGGUGCUCACCAACACUCUCCUCUUACACCUGAGGAAGCACGAGCGCCAGGACCACGAGCGCGCCUACAGGAAGUACAAGCUGGCGCAGACGAUGCUGGGCAUGCCCGAGGGCCACCCCGCCCUCACGCCCCUGCUGCACGAGGCGCUGCGACCCCUCGGCAGCCUGGCCGGACACAUGGUCAACCCCAUGGUGGGUCCCCUCGGGGGCCCCCUGGCCGGCCCCAUGUGCUCGGCCGACCAGCGCAGCGAGGACUCGUCAUCGCCGCUGGGGCCCGCGCCCGCGCCGCCCGCCAUGCCGCUGUCGCUGCAGCGCCCGCCCGGCCCCCUCAUGGGCGGGUUCCCUCCCCCCGGCCUGGUGGAGUCGCAGCACCCGCUGGCGCGCCUGCUGGGCGUGGGGCCCCCGCCCGCCUCGCACGGCCUCUUCCCGGGCGCCUCGGCCACCAGCUCGGCCUCCACGCCCGCAUCCUCGUCCUCGGGCAACGCCUCGCCCGUCGACCUCAGCCUCAGCAUGGGCGGCGGCGACGACCGCGAGUGGGAGCGCUACGUGCGCUGUUUCGGGCGCGAGGACGCGUGCCGCGUGGGCUGCGACCUGUCGGGCGCCGAGCACUGGCACUGCGACGAGUGCGAGACGGUCUUCCGCGGGCGCGAGGGCGCGCGCGACCACGGCCACGUGCACGAGCAGCAGGCGGCCAUCACGGACGAGCACUACACGCGCGUGUGCGCGGGCGAGGACCCGCGCCCGUGCCCGCCCGAUUGCCCCGUGCAGGACCACGCCGACCACUUCCACUGCAACUGGGAGGGGUGCGGAGAGGCCGUCCUCAGCUCGGGCGACAAGCCCUUCCGCCGCCUGGAGCACUUCCGGAUGCACGACUACGCCCGCCGCCUCGCCCUGGCCACCUCGCCGGGGGCUGCGGGUGCGGGCGGGCCCAUGGGCGUGGCCGCCGUCACCUCCGUCGACGCCAUGUUCAAGCGGAAGCGAGGUCGCCCGCCCAAGAACAGGAUCAUUGAGGUUUGGAAUGACUACCUUCCUGUGUCCAGCGCCCACGACUCUCCGCAGGCCAUCUUCACCAGCUUCAAGCUCCCGAAGACGUCUCCGCCGCCGCACGGGCCGUCCCUGACCCUGCCCCCCGCCCUGGCCAGCCACCCCAUGACGCCCCUGGGCCACCUGGCGCACAUGGGCCGCGACGCCUCGCCGCCCGGCCUCAUCAUGUCCAGCUCCGCCAACACCUCCACCAGCACCACCAGCAGCGUCGUCCCCCAGCCCGCCACCCUCGGGGGACCCCUGGGGGGACCCCUGGGCGGACCCCAGCCCGUCCUCCUGCCGCUCCGGGGGCCGCUGCUCGCCAACCCGCUGCAGCCUCAGGCGGAGGUGGUCGACGGGUUCUACCCCUGGGCCGAAGGCGUGGCCUGCCCCGACCAGCUGUGCCCACUGCUGGGGCGCCGCCACUACCACUGCGCCCACCCGAGGUGUCUGUACGUCACCGCCCACACCGACGUCCUCCCGCUCCACGCCCACGAUUUCCACGAGAACACGCCCAUCCCCGAAGGGUUCAUUGCCAUCGACCGCAACAUUGACUGUCGGUCACCAAACUGUCAGAGCAACAAGGUGAACAAGCACUUCCACUGCACGCGCUGCGGCUUCUCCUUCGUGCGGUACCAGACCCUCGAGUCCCACGCGGAGAAGCACCAGCAGGAGGACGAGGGCGUGGCGGUCGCGGGCGGCGCCACCCACCACAGCCUCGGCCCGCAGUCGCCCAUCUACCUGAAGAAGCCCCGGCCGGACAGCCCCAUGGACACGCCGGCCCCCGGGGGCCCCGCCGGCAGGGACUCGCCCUCCAAAGGACAAGAUCUCUCGCCUCCAGUGGUCAAGUCCUCAGGGAUCUUCUACCCGCUGUCGCCCUUCCCGACGGCCAACCCCGGCGGCAUCCGGCCGCCCAACGCGGCGCGCGGCGAACCAGGCGCCCUCGUGACGCCCAUCCCUCCCUCGACGCGCCCGCAGAUGUCCACCACGUUCACCCUGCCCGUGUCGGGGAGCCUCACCAUCACCGCGACGCGCCGCUCGCCGGGGCCGCAGGCGCCGCACUCGCCGGCGCGCGACCGCAUGGAGCAGGGCGACGCCGACGACCGCGCCCACGACUUCGAGGCAGACGCCGCGCGCUCGCUGGGCGCGCUGGGCGGCGACCCGUACUCGGCGCGCCUCCUGCAGCAGAUGACGGCCGAGCAGGCGCCCCUGGCGGCCGCCCUGGGUGCCGACUGGAUGAGCCCCGAGCGCCACCCGCAGUACGGGCCGGACUUCUCGUGCGGGCGCCCCUUCUGCAAGCUCAAGAAGAAGGAGCACUACCACUGCCAGGUGUGCAACCAGGCCUUCAGCGAGCACGAGAAGCUGCGGCCGCACCUGCUGAAGCACGCCGCAUGCGGCCCUAUGACGCCCGGCGGCAUGGCGGCGGCGGGCGACGAGGACCCGCCGGCGCAGGUGAAGGAGGAGGCGGACGACGCGGGCCAGGCGCCGUCCGAGGGCGGCGAGCGCCCCUCCAGCCCGCGCAGCCCCAGCGAGAGCACGAGCAGCAGCAUGGGCGCCACGCCGCUGGCCGCGCCCGCCAGCAGCCCGCGCUCCCUCAGCACGAGCAGCAUCUCAGGGAGCAUCAGCGGCCCUCAGUUCCCGCUGGUGUACACGCAGGCGGCCAGCUUCCCCGGGCUGCCCACGCCCUUCGGGCCGCACCUGGGCAUGGCGGGCAUGUUCCCGGGCACCAUCCCCCGCCUGCUGCCGCCCACGGCCUGGCAGGUGCACCCCGCGCUGGCCGCCAUGGCCCACCAGGGACUCAUGCUGCCGGGCGUCAGACCCAACGGCGAGAUGCCCCACGGCUCGCCCGGCCCCGGAGGCAUGCCCGGCGUGAGCCCGGGGCUGCCGCCGGGCCUGCAGGCAUCGGGCGACCACAACCCCGUGCUGCCCGCCACGCUGGGGCCGUCGCCGCACCUGGCGCUGCUCGGCAAGCGGCUCGGCGCCGACGACUUCGCCGCGCAGGACGCCAAGAAGAUCCGCUCCAACCACUCCAUGCGCCUCCUCAAGGACGAGCCCGUACCCGAGGGCUACGUGCGCUUCAGGUUCAACGAGGACUGCCAGUACCCGCACUGCGGCUACCGGGAGCACCAGACCCACUUCCACUGCAUGCGGAAGGACUGCGGUUACUCGUUCUGCGACAAGACGCGGUUCGUGCAGCACACGGCGCGCCACGAGCGCCUCGACACCCUCAUGGGCGGGGACUUCAACCAGUUCCGGUCCAACGUGCCGUGCGGGCGCCCCGACUGCGUCUACGCCUCCAUGAUAGGCCAGCAGCAAAACAAGGCGUCGCACUUCCACUGCCUCAAGUGCGACUUCGUGUGCACGGACACCAACAAGGUCGUGGCGCAUCGGCGGCAGCACCAGAAGCGCGACUCCAUCAACGCCGCCGGCUUCGAGAAGUUCACGCCAUCGCAGCCGUGUGGCGUCCAGGGCUGCAACCACAACCAGAAGCAGACGCACUACCACUGCCUCAAGUGCCAGUACUCGGUGCUGGGCCUCAGCCAGAUGUCCGCCCAUCGCUUCCGCCACCUCGAAUGAAGUUGGUUCGGGGAGUAGUCUAGCGAGAUGCUCCCCUCAUGCGCCCCGCCGCGCCGCCGCCGCAGCCUCGGGUGCCGCCGCCGCCGCCGUCGCCGCCGCCGCGGUCGUCGGGCGAGCGGGCGACGCAGGAACGGCGGCAGGUCGUCAAGAGAGAGAGAGAGAGCUGGGCGUGCCGGCGGCGGGAGAAGGGCGUUCUUCCAGACUGCCUUGGAAAGUAGCGCUGGAAGACCUAUGUCUUGAAGGAACACCUCAGGCGGGCACGUUUUAGUCCCCGCCGCAGAGACGGAGAGUAGUACGGCGCUCGGCGCCCGUGUACUAUAGCGUAUGUUAUCUUUUAGCCGUACAUAUCAUUGUAACAUACCAACUGGUGUAGUUGUUAUACUUUCUACUGUACCUUGUAUCCAGUUUUUUGCUAGACAGAGGAAUUUGUACGAGCGAAGAAUUUGUGUUGAAGGACAAAAAAUAUAGAUAUUGCUCUUAGGAACUCCUGUGUACAAUAGAGAGAACGGGGGAGAGAAACCAUGUUGUAUACGGUGUUGUGGUUGUUCUACUCGGUGACUUAUAGUCAAGGGCCAGUGGGCGGUGACCGGGGCAGCAGCCCGAGGGCUGGCCUGGGUCACCAGGGCGGGCCAGGUCAGCGCACGCCUGGCCUGGCCCCCACCGCCGCCCCUGCCGAUUUCCACGCUUUGUGGACUAUAAACUGUGUUAAUCUGUUGGUUUGCUACGAACCAAUAUUAUCCUUAACUAAUUAUUAUUUUCCUGGAUGUAUGUGAUGCCGAUGAUGAUUAUGUAUUCUAUUGGUAUUCAAUACCAAGCAACCGAAGCCUCAGACCUGAACGAAACCCGAGUGCCUUGUUAAAGGUUAAACAGUGUCUUUGAGAUAGUGUCUUACUCUAGGUCGGUGUGGUGCAGCAGGUGGCCGACGCGAGCGACCGGAGGCGGGCAGCACUCGCCUCCACACCUCCUUGUGCCUUCUCGUACCCACUUUCCCGCACCGCCACCGCCACCACCACCGCCGCCUCCACCGCCUCCACCUCCACCACACGCACCUGACCUCCACACUCGCCCCCACGCCCAACACCCUUCAUAGCUUUGCUGAAUAUAAUUUUAUACUAUUUAUUCUUAGUGUUACCAAAUAUUAGUGCCAAGUAUUCCGUACUCAUUCAAUUAUUUUCUGUAGUGCCAAACCAUUUCUAUAAUUUUUUUUCUCUUUGUUUGUAAUUUGGUGGCAAAGAAUGUGCCAAUAUCAAUAAUCGUUUUUUUAUGUUUUAGGAAUUACGUAUGCUAUAUAGCACUGACUCACGUGCAUUCGCAUUGCAUAUUCAAGCCACGGUAGCGAGAUUUUGUGUCUGCUGGACCGGCGGCGCGAAAAAGGCUGGCGCCAGGAAGCAGGCAGACCGUGCCGCUGCAGGAGCCUCGCGCCCCUCCCGCGGCGGGCGGGCGGGCGGGCGGGCUCCUGGACUGGCGAAGGCGCGGCAGACGUCCGGCAGGGGGCGCCGACGGGCCCUCCUGCCGGCGAGGGAGGGAGUCCAGGGUAGUUGUAAGGACCUCCCAGCGUGAGGGAAGGAAGGCCGCUGAGCCUCUAAGCAGUAGAGUGUCUUGUUUGCUGUGAUGUAGGUACGUAGUGUUAGGAAGACAGACCAACCGCAGCUGGUGUGACGCGCGAGACAGUCGGUGGCGACCCCCCCCUCCUCCCUUGCCACGCCCCCGGCCACGCCCCGCCCGCGCUCGCGCCGCCCCCGCACCCAUGCUCUUUAGUGUUGAAUCACACCAAAUAUACUUUUAUUUAAUAUUCCUAAACUCUGCCAAAUUGCAGUUUUGUGGCAUUCUCGCACCUAGAGCGUGUACCUACUUGUUAUUGCAUGGCGGUGUGGUGCGGCGGGCGUGGGGGCGUGCGUGGGGGCGGCCAGCCCACGCCCACGGCUGACUCACGCCCACACGCAGGUCAGCCUGAAAGUCCAACGCCUGGCAGCCUUGGUUUCAGCUCACUCAGCACUGCUGAUGCAUUUAUGUACAGUCCUAUUUAUUACUGUGUGAGUCCCGGAUGUGGCGCCCGCCCGCGCCCGCGGUCCUCCUGCUGCGAUCCCCUCGCGCCCCUCGGCCGCUCGGACACGGAGCCCGAAGGACUCCGCUGAGCGUUGGCCAAGGGCAGCGCUGCCUGCCCUCGGGAGGCGUCGACGGCCGCCCGUGCCCCGCCCCAGCCCCGCCGCGCCAGGCGUCCCUCCGGCGCGCCGCCUUUAGGAGCGCGGCGCCCGGGGCCCGCGGCUCAGCCCGGCUCGCCGCCUGUGCCCCGGGCGCCGCGCGGAGAGUCCGGCGCCGGGGAGGAAGAAGGAGGAGAAGGAGAAGGAGAGAAUCGCCCCGAGACGGAGGGAAUGGCGGGGCGAGGAAGAGAGGAAGAGGGGAGACGGCGAAGGGAGGGAAGAGAGGAAGCAAGAAGAAGAGGGAACAGGAAGAGGAGGGAAGGGGGCGAGGGGAGCGGAGAGGAGAUGAAACGGGUCGCGCAUCUGGCGCUCACCACCAACACGCCAUCUUGGGGAAACUUACUCAAAUAAAGUG